CCCACACACACACUUUCAGAAGCAGCAAAGUACACACACUGGAGAAAGAAAUCAUGAAAACCCAUCAUCAUCCUCAGCCCAAGCUCAAAACUCAACUAUUCUCCUGCGGCUUCUUUCGCCACUGCGCUCAAAGUGUCCUCAGCCCCACCGGCACCUCUCUCCCGCUCCCUCACACUCCUUCAACCCCACCGGCUCCUCCGCCGCCGCCUCCACCACCACCACCCCACCUUCAUUCAAAACCAGAAUGUGAAUCCUCCACCACAUCCUCCUCCUCUUCUUCCGCAACCUCUCAGAGCUUCACCCAAUGGAGGUUCUCUCUUCCCACCUCCACCCCUACUCCGCCUCACCCUCACACCCACCGAACCCGACCGUCUCCCCCGCCCAACCCCAUCCUCUGCCCAAACCUCCAAGAACUCUUCCACAUCUCCGAGCUCCAACUCAGCUCCGGUUCCGACUCCGAUCGCCUCUCCGCCCUCCACCUUCUUGAGCGUUCCCUAGUCCCUAACCCGCCCCAAGAUCAGCCUCCAUGCCCCCCGGAGUUGAUGCGUGGGGUCAUCUCCAAUUUGAGAAAUUCCACCGGGGCAAAACCGGCGACGAAGAUACUGUUCGCGCUUUGCUUGUCUGAAGGGAACCGGCGCAUCGCGGUGGAGGCUGGGGCGGUGGGUGCCGUGAUUGAGUCAGCCCUGGAGCUGGACGGGCCACCGGCGGAGAGGGCAUUGGCUGCGCUGGAGCUGAUGUGUACGGUGGCGGAGGGGCAAGAGGAGGCUAGAGCCCACGCGCUCUCGGUGCCCGUGAUGGUCACAAUGAUGGGCAAGAUGGGGGCACGUGGGAAGGAGUAUGCCAUUGGCGUUCUGGCUGUUAUUUACAGCGGCGUGGUGGGAGAUCAGCAGACGGCACCGCCGGAAGAGUUGGCGCGUGCGGUGGAGCUUGCACUACAAGGUGAAUGCAGCGCGAGGGGGAGGAGGAAGGCUGCCCAGCUGUUGAAGACACUGCAUGAUUACGGACAGCCUGAACACACUGAAGAAGAAAGAUAGACUCUUUAUCUGCGGCUUUAAUAUGGUCACCGGCGACUUCUCCGGCCAAUAUGGAGGGCGUUUAGAAAUUCAUUGGCAAUGCUUCAUACUAAGGGACCCUCUUGCUAAAAAUCAUUUUUGACCGCAGCUUAGGGUAUAUUACAAUCUAUCGAGUGUGUUAGCCCCAACUUAAUUACCUUGUUUGCCUUCACUUUCCCUUGUGAAUGUGCUUUACUCUUCCUACUAUUGU
Molecule: messenger RNA, 1263 nt
Organism: Neltuma alba
Lineage: Eukaryota; Viridiplantae; Streptophyta; Magnoliopsida; Fabales; Fabaceae
Product: histone-lysine N-methyltransferase SETD1A
Exons: 1
Coding region: 54-1034 (326 amino acids)
Source: RefSeq, a predicted model, not a curated record